AUGUCUACCUAUUAUCAGAGUUCCUCUUCUUCCUACGGGGGUGGCUUGGGCGCUGGGAGUGGUGGCGGCUCCUACCGCGUCUCUUCCGGACGCCUGGGAUCUUCCAGCGUCCAUGGGGGUGGUGGCGGUGGUGGCCGGAUGUCCACCUCUUCUGUUAAGUAUGUGUCCUCCGGAGGUGGCCACGGAGGUAUGAUGGGAGGCGGCUUUGGUAGUGGAUUAGUUUCUGGAGGAGGCCUCGGCUUCGGCAGUGGUUUUGGUGGAGGCUAUGGAGGUGGCUUGGGUGGAGGCUUGGGUGGAGGCUUUGGUGGAGGCUUUAGUGGAGGCUUUGGUGGAGGCUUGGGUGGAGGCUUUGGUGGAGGCUUGGGUGGAGGCUUUGGUGGAGGCUUUGACUUUGUGGCUGGUCCUGGCGAUGGAGGCCUUCUUCAAGGAAAUGAGAAGAGUACUAUGCAAAAUCUCAAUGACCGCCUGGCCAAUUACUUAGACAAAGUGCGAGCACUAGAGGAGGCCAAUGCUGAGUUGGAGGUCAAGAUCCGAGAGUACUACCAAAAGCAGGCUCCCACUCACCCAUCCAGGGACUACAGCCAGUACCACAAGAUGAUCAACGACCUCCGUGACAAGAUUCAUAACACCACUGUUGACAAUUCUAGGCUUAUCUUGGAGAUUGACAAUGCUAGAUUGGCUGCUGAUGACUUCAGACUGAAAUAUGAGAAUGAGCUGUAUCUCCGCCAGAGUGUUGAGGGUGAUAUUAAUGGCCUGCGUAGAGUCCUGGAUGAGCUCACCCUGGCCAAAUCUGACACAGAGAUGAAGAUUGAAGGCCUGAAGGAAGAUCUGGCCUACCUCAACAAGAACCAUGAGGAGUUAAUGCAAGAAUACAGCACUCAACUGACUGGAAAGGUCAGCGUUGAGAUGGAUGCCGCACCUGGAGUUGACCUGACCAAAGUCUUGGCUGACAUGAGAGAACAGUACGAACACCUAGCUGAGAAGAAUCGUAGAGAUGCUGAGGCCUGGUUCUUUAGCAAGACUGAAGAACUGAAUCGUGAAGUUGCCACCAACACCGAACAGUUACAGACCAGCAAGAGUGAGAUUUCAGAACUGAGGCGCACAAUGCAAGGUCUUGAGAUCGAAUUGCAGUCACAGCUUAGCAUGAAAGCGGGUUUGGAAAAUAGUUUGGCAGAGACAGAAGGACGGUACUGCGCUCACCUGGCUCAAAUCCAGAACUUGAUCACGGGUGUGGAAGAACAGCUGGCAGAACUGAGGGGUGACAUGGAGCGCCAGAACCAGGAAUACAAAAUGCUCAUGGAUAUCAAGACACGGUUGGAGCAGGAGAUCAGCACCUACCGCCAACUGCUGGACGGACAGGACACCAGGCUGCCAGGAUGGUCUCCAAAGGAUGCAUCCCACAGCGGCGGAAGUACCACCAUCACCUACAGUGGUGGCAGCAGUGGCGGCAGCGGUGGCGCUAGCUUCAGUGGUGGUGGCGGCAGCGGCAGUGUAACAACCAGCACCACCUCUACCAGCAAAGUGCGUGCCAGCAACUACUGAGAACCAGCACAUGAGAAGACUCCACCUGUGCCUGCUGCCUGGCGGAGAAACAUGGUGCAUCCCCAGCAUGCCUGCAACUCCUAUAAGAAAGAGUCCUCUGCUUCUACAGGUGUCCCUUGGCUUGGCCACAUCCUUAAAAGGCAUCCACGUACAAGCUUCUUCUCACUUAUCAUAGCAGAUGCACCUUCCUGUAACUCUGUCCUCAAUUAAAAA
Pogona vitticeps (central bearded dragon) is the source of this 1755-nucleotide messenger RNA. Lineage: Eukaryota; Metazoa; Chordata; Lepidosauria; Squamata; Agamidae. The record is from RefSeq and is a predicted model, not a curated record.